AUGAUACCAGCAAUAGUUGUGACUGGCUUCAUCUCGACAGGAAAGUCAACAUUGGUUCAUCAAUUGUUACAGGAUAAAAGUAGGAGAUACGCAUUUGUAUUCGAUCAUGAUGUAUUGCCAGAUAAUAUAUUGUUGGGAUUCCCCGAGGGAAAGCUACUUAGAAAGGACGUGUCUGUCGCUGUGAAUGGAGAACAGAGCAUCUGCUGCACAUUGGACGAGGAGAACAUCGAGUCUGCCAUCCUCAGUCGUGCCGACAAGAUCACUGGCGCACUACCCUUUGACAACAUGGUCUUUGUCAGCAACUCAUUCGAGUCAAGCUUCUUGGCCGAGUUGCUAUCAUGCAUUGACGAAGGUGCACUGUCUAAAUUGGCUUGUAAAAUCAACUUGUUAAACAUCGUUUGUUUGUUGGACUGCGCAUCGACUAUUGUGAACUUGAAGUCGACACAACUGCUCAAGGACAGGUUCACCAAGGAGUUUGAGGAGGUCAGCGUCGUCGUCACACAGGACCCAACAGAUAAGGUCGUCCAUAUGCCACCACCUCAGAUGGCUCAGUCAUUGGUCGUGCCACUCACACAGGCACAGUUGGCCGCUAGCGCGGGUGCCGGCGGUCUCUCGGGCUCGAUGGGUCUGAGCGGUUCACGCAAGAAGACAGUAUGCUGUCCAUAUCAAGGCGAGCCAAACUGUUGCCAAAACAAGAAGAAAGAGGAAGAGCAACAGAAGCGCUCAGAGCAGAUCACUGCAAGCGCCGAUCUCGAGAACCUCGUCAAGAAGGGUGACAAGCCAGUGUGCACUCUAGUGAUGGAGCAGCUGACAUGCGCAUCCAUCGUCCUUCUGAACAAGAGCGACUUGGUCGAGGAGGAGGAGGUACAGUUCUUGGACAGUCUCGUACAUUUGGUCAACAGCAAUGUCAGAACGAUCAAGACAGAGCUGUCCAAUGUGAAGGCUGCCGAUUUGUUUGUGGAGCCAACGGCCGUGGUCAAGAACUACCAGCCGAUCAAACAGAAGAUGUCCAGCGUCUUCAUUACACACUUUUACCAACGCGUUCCAUUCCACCCCGAGCGUCUGUUCCACUUCUUCUACGAGGACGCCGAUGCCAAGCGUCUCAACCGCAAGAUGUUCAGAAAGAUCGUCUUUUUGAACGGACGUCUCUGGCUCGCCUCCGACAUGGCCAACAACUAUUCAUUCGAAGUCAGUCCAGGCUUUGACCUCUUCACCGUCGGUUAUCCAUUCUAUUCAACAAUAAGCCAGAGUCAAUGGCCAGAUGAUCCAGCAAUCAAAGAGAGCAUCGAGAGGGACAUCAAACUGUUUAAGUAUCAGGAUAGGAAGACAGAGAUAUCGAUCGUGGGCAUUGAGGAGAAGCCAUUCACCGAGCAGGUCUUCAUUGAUAAGCUGACAUCAUGUCUGCUGACCGAGGCCGAAUUGGAGUUGGGUCCAAACGAAUGGCAAUCAAUGCGCAAUCCAUUCCUUGAUAUCCUACCAGUUGAAGAUGAUGCUUCCGAUGAUGAAGACAAUUAA
Molecule: messenger RNA, 1515 nt
Organism: Acytostelium subglobosum LB1
Lineage: Eukaryota; Evosea; Eumycetozoa; Acytosteliales; Acytosteliaceae
Exons: 4
Coding region: 1-1515 (504 amino acids)
Source: RefSeq, a predicted model, not a curated record